UUUCCCUCCUACAGUCAUGUUUUCCGUGUUGUUAACGGAUAACCUGGGCUGGGACAUUCUGCAAUAACUCUUGGGCUCCAUGUAAACACCUGCUUGUCGCUUGGCGCAAAACACCGAUCCCUGUAUAUUGCUGACAACUGACAGAAAAUGUCUGAGACGUCAAGUGAUGCAGAGUCGUCUUGUGGCUGGACCAUUAUUAGUAAUGAGGGUUCAGAUAUUGAGACUUUGGGAUCGGAGGGUGCAGUGGAGGCCGAGCUGUUAGAGCACCCUUCAGUGAAGGAAGCGGAGCUGCAGGAUGAACAGGCUUCUGUAUCUAAUGCUCUGUGUGUUGAAGAGAAGGUUGCGGAUUCCCUUGACGAAACUCUGGAAGAGCAAGCCAUAGAUGAGACAUUAUGUGCUUUAGAGCCCAGAGAUAACAACUCCAAUGGGAAACAGCAUGUGGCACUGUUGUCCUCAAGCGAUCAUUCAGAUAUUGUGACUCUCGGAGACUUAAAGGAGGGCGAGCAUGUGGAGGUGGAAGAGGCAGAGGCUGCUGCAGCCAAUGAAGAGUUUUACAUGGGCACCUCUUGCAGCAGCCAGUAUGCCUUCACUGCAGCAGAGACUGCAGGUUUGAUGUUGAGUCACUGGAAACUUCCACAGAGUCUUGUGAACUUAGGCGGCCAUCUGAGAAGUCGGCUCCCUGGAGGCCGCUCUCUUCAAGUUUUCCUAGCGAAGCAGCCCACUGUGACAAAAUCCAGCAGCAGUGAGGAUGAGGCAGGACAAAGCCCUGGCGCUGUGGUCCGCAGACGAAGGUUGAGGAAGAACACCGCCAGCAUUGUCACAGAGCCUGAGGAGGUGCUAGGGUCUGGCAAGAGUGAGGAGGAGGAGGAGGAAGAGGAGGUCAAAGAACAGAAUUGUCCACAGAAGCAGCAGCAGGAGGAAGUUAGAAGUCUGGAUUAUCGAAUGCAAGGCCAGGGCGGCAAUAUCCUCAACGGCUGUAUCCUGAUCUCCCUCGUCAUAGCCAUUAGUAUCGGCUACGGCCACUUCUAUGGUACGGUCCAGGUUCAAGUAAGACACAAAACUGUAGAUAAAGUCGGGGUGAAUGAACUUGAUGUUGUGAAGGAUCUGAUUCCACAACAUGUUGGAGAACAAGCUUUUCUAAGCCAGAUCCAGAGGGGUGAGUCAGGAUUAAAUGAGCUGGAUGAGCAAAAAAAGAUGUCAAUGCUCACAGAGGUGAUUGAGAAAAUGAAGAAAGAGAACCAGGACCUCAUCAUCAGACAGGAGCAUAUUCAGGCCCAGAGAGAUGACCUGAAAAUGCUGCUCAAACAGAAGACUGACAAAAUGAGUACCAACAUUGGGUCUCAGCAGCAGAAGUUGACCGCUGAGAACCAGCUGCUGAAAACCUCCUUGGAACGCGAAGAAAAGUCCCUUUCUUCCCUACAGAAGGAGCUGAGAAACCUGCGCUCUGAGAUUAGAGAUCGGGAGGCGUUGGGACCCGGGAGCAACUCGCUGCUCUUAGAAAUACAGAGACUGAAAGACCAGCUGGAGGAGGAGAAACAGUUGAUCAAAAGCCUCCACAGCCAGAGGGAAGACAUGGUGGCUGAGGCACAGACGCUGAGAAAGAAGCUUGACAAGGAGCAAACAAUAACAGGUGAGCUGAGGAGAGAGUUGAAUGUGCUGAGGAAUGACAUCCCCACAGCUGGAAAGGAAUCUGGUCCAGGGACAGAAGAGCUCCGAUCCCGACUGAUUGAGCUGGAGAAGAAACUGAGCUUCGAGCAGCAGCGCUCCGACUUGUGGGAGAGACUGUACGUGGAAACAAAGGAUGACCGAGCUAAAGGAGACACGGAGUCAAAAGUGAGAUGGACAAAAGAGGGCGUGGCAGGGAAAGUGAAACAGACGUUUGACGCUGUGAAGAACUCCACUAAGGAAUUUGUUCAUCACCACAAAGAGCAGAUAAAGAAAGCAAAGGAAGCUGUGAAGGAGAACCUCAAGAGGUUUUCAGAUUCUGUCAAAUCAAGUUUUCGACACUUCAAGCAUUCAGCUUCGACCUUCAUCCAGAAAGCCAGCGGGUUUUCUGAUGACGGGCAGGGUGAGAGGAACACAAAAGAGUCAUGGAAGCACGGAUUCCACAAAUCUCAUCACCGACACCAACGCAAACCUGACGAUUCCUUCCACAACAAUCCCAACAUGCGAAAAUCAGAGUCUAGAGUUCAUGAAGGUCAAGACGCACACAAGAGGAACUCGAAAGGAUGCUCUGGCAUCUUCGACUGCGUCUACCAGGAGUCCAUGAGUGAAAAGGUCAGGGAGCCAAUCCGAGCAGACACAUUUUACCCGCUGCUGCAGAGCUACGUGCACCAGGAGGCCGACCACUUCCACCACUGGAAAGAGCUGGAGUCGUUCAUCAGCGACUUCUUCCACGACGGAGUGUUCAUCCACGAUCAGAUGCUGUUCACAGACUUCGUCAGCAUCGUGGGAAACUAUCUGACCGACAUUCACCAGCCUGACCAUCAUGGCGCCGAAUUCAGAGACCUGGCUGACUUUGUUGACCGGCACUUAGGAGAAGCUUAUAAAAAAAGCUCUGGCCCAAAUGGGCCAUUUGAAGGGCCAGAAGCAGACUCCAAGGGGUCGAGGGCGACGCAUCAACAGCGAAAGCAUCAGAGAGCCAGACCUCGACCGCACAGUGAGCGCAAGUGGAGCCGAUACGGAAGAAACGCAGACAGACACACGGCCGACGUCAAAGUAGAACUGGGUCCGAUGCCUUUUGAUCCAAAAUACUGAAAACGCCCUACUGGUUUAAUGUUUUGGUUUGUGUUUGGAUGCAAUAUCUCAUUUUUUUUGUAAGUUUGCACAAUGUUAACUUUUAAAUGCUACUGAAUGUCCUUGAGCUGUUUUAUUUUUAGUGGAGUAUUUGUAACUUUUUAGAGAAAGAUGUGGUAUACCAGAAUCCAAAGUUCACAAAUGUGAAGAUAAGACACUUGGAAAAAUGUAAAUUUUAGAGCUGAUAAAUUUUUUUUCCUCAAAAGGAACAUUGUAACCCAUCGUCAACCACUGAAAUACACAUGCAUUAUCGAGCAGAAACAUAGAUUGGGAUUUUCUGUGAACAAUUUGGAUAAAGUGUAAAUUUAAAUUUACCACAUUCUUGAAUGUGUUUGUUUAUAGCCAUGUGGUUUUAAUUUUCUGUUUCUGAGUGAGUGUGCGUUGUAAUUUGCUCUCAGAGUUAAGAUGUAUUCUUCUAACAUUCCACCUCUUGCUUAUUUAAAUGGGACUUGAAAGUUUUGUUUGUUUUAUUUGCACAAGUUGACAAAAGGUUACUGGAAGAAAUAAUGUCACCAAAUGUAUGUUUGAAAAUAAAUAGUUAGUGUUAUAAAUCUGACAUCCGACCAAUGGUAUUUCAAAAUAAUAUCAAUUUAAAAUCUUUAUUUCAGAAGCAAAUCUAUAUUAUUUGACAUUCUCGUGCAGAACAGGAACUUUCCAGUGUUUUCAGUGCCUUUCAUAAAUAAAGAUGCUUCCUCCAACUCUC
This is a messenger RNA of Pungitius pungitius (ninespine stickleback), 3499 nucleotides long. It is a transcript of the gene ccpg1, whose product is annotated as cell cycle progression 1. The record is from RefSeq and is a predicted model, not a curated record. The transcript is spliced from 11 exons. Gene Ontology annotation, cellular component: membrane. Bases 148 to 2757 code for a protein of 869 amino acids. Lineage: Eukaryota; Metazoa; Chordata; Actinopteri; Perciformes; Gasterosteidae.